Platichthys flesus (European flounder) is the source of this 6749-nucleotide messenger RNA. Its product is annotated as rab GTPase-activating protein 1. NCBI's taxonomy places the organism in Eukaryota, Metazoa, Chordata, Actinopteri, Pleuronectiformes, Pleuronectidae. The transcript has 27 exons. The record is from RefSeq and is a predicted model, not a curated record. Bases 216 to 3482 code for a protein of 1088 amino acids.
CGCAUGCGCAGUGCGGCUGUGAGCGGGCAGUGUUUACAGCUCUGCUGCUGGAUGCAGUUCCAGCUGAUGUUACUGGGAGAGAACAAUGUUGUGUCAGCCGCCGUUGGAGUAAACACACCAGUGGGUUUGAAGGUGAUUUUUCUCAUCAUCUCCUACCACUUCCUCCUCCCGUCCUCCAUUCAUGAGCAGCGUGGCUGAGUUAAACAGCGGCAGCCAUGGAUGACAAAGUCUCGGUGGGGAAGAUUAGCGUCUCCUCAGACUCAGUGUCCACCCUCAACAGUGAGGACUUUGUCCUUGUGUCCCGCCUGGGGGACGAGACACCCUCCUCCACUAAUAAUGGUAGUGAUGACGAAAAGACAGGACUGAAGGUGAUUUCUGAGGAAGGGGUCAGCUUUAAGAUUGUGGGGAAUGGAAGUGAACAGCAGCUCCAAAGGGAGUUGGAGGAUGUCCUAAUGGACCCAUCGGUAGCUGACGCUGGGCACGGACCGGGAACAGGAAUGGAAACCUUGGGUGUAGGGGGCCCUAGCCCUCUCCCUACGACGGCGACACCUGUGGCGCCCGGCUCUGACCCUCUGAGUUCAUCCCCGCCCAAGUUGGAGAUUGUGCUGCCCGUUCAGACGGCACAGGAGAGUGAGCUGAAUGAGAGGUCGUAUCGCGGGGACGAAUCAUCAUCCGAUGGCAGUCCCGGCAGUCCCAUUCCAGAUGAGGACAGCGUUGUGUUCAGCCAGCUGACAUAUCUGGGGUGUGCAUCUGUCAACGCCCCCCGCAGUGAGGUGGAGGCCCUUCGGAUGAUGAGUAUCCUCAGAGGGCAGUGCCAGGUCCCCCUGGAUGUCACCCUAUCGGUGCCAGGCGUGUCUGAAGGCACCGUCAGGUUGCUGGACCCCAACAACAGUACGGAGAUUGCCAACUACCCUAUCUACAAGAUUCUGUUCUGCGUGCGCGGCCAUGAUGGUACUCCAGAGAGUGACUGCUUCGCCUUCACCGAGAGCCACUACAAUGCUGAGAUCUUCAGGAUCCAUGUGUUCCGCUGUCAAAUUCAAGAGGCGGUCAGUCGGAUAUUGUACAGCUUUGCCACAGCGUUUCGGCGGUCAGCGAAGAAGGCUUUUCUGUCGUCUCAGCAGGCUGCUCCUCUCACUCCUGACAGUGACUUGUUCACCUUCACCGUCAGCCUGGAGAUCAGGGAGGACGAUGGCAAGGGUACCUUCAGCGCUGUGGCUAAGGACAAGGACAAGCAGAGCUUCAAGCUGCGCGCAGGGAUGGACAAGAAAAUAGUGAUUUAUGUCCAGCAGACUUCCAAUAAGGAACUUGCCAUUGAGAGGUGCUUUGGUCUUCUGCUCAGCCCAGGGAAAAAUGUGAAGAACAGUGACAUGCACCUGCUGGACCUGGAGUCAAUGGGAAAGAGCUCUGACGGGAAAUCUUACAUCAUCACAGGAAGCUGGAACCCCAACACGCCUCAGUUCCAGGCUGUGAAUGAGGAAACGCCCAAAGAUAAAUUCAUGUACAUGACGACAGCAGUGGACCUGGUCAUCACUGAGGUGGAGGAGCCGGUCCGCUUCCUGCUGGAGACGAGGGUCAGGGUGUGCUCGCCCAAUGACAGGCUGUUCUGGCCCUUCAGCAAGCGGAGCUACACUGAGACCUUUUACCUUAAACUCCGGCAGAUGGAGCGUAAGGAGCGCAAAAGUCCUGCCUCCGACACACUUUAUGAGGUGGUGAGUUUGGAAAGUGAGAAUGAGAGAGAGAAAAGGAAGACCACGGCUAGUCCCGGCAUCGUACCUGGUACCGGGGUUCCUUCACCACCUGAGGAUGAUGAAGAAGAAGAUAAUGACGAGCCGCUACUCAGUGGAUCAGGUGACGUUUCCAAGGAGUGUGCAGAGAAGAUCCUGGAAACCUGGGGAGAUUUACUUUCUAAGUGGCAUUUGAACCUAUCAGUGCGGCCCAGGCAGCUGCCAGCGUUGGUGCGGAGUGGUAUUCCCGAAGCUCUUCGUGGGGAGGUGUGGCAGCUCCUGGCCGGAUGCCACAAUAAUGACCACCAGGUGGAAGAGUACCGCACUCUAAUAACAAAGGAGUCCCCCCAGGACAGUGCCAUCACCAGAGACAUCAAUCGGACAUUCCCAGCUCAUGACUACUUUAAAGACACUGGAGGGGAUGGACAAGACUCACUCUACAAGAUCUGCAAGGCGUACUCUGUUUAUGACGAGGAGAUUGGAUACUGCCAGGGACAGUCCUUCUUGGCCGCUGUGCUGCUGCUGCACAUGCCAGAGGAACAAGCUUUCAGUGUCCUGGUCAAGAUCAUGUUUGAUUACGGGCUCAGGGAUCUUUUCAAGCAGAACUUUGAAGAUCUACAUUGCAAGUUCUUCCAGCUUGAGAGGCUCAUGCAGGAAUAUAUACCAGACCUCUACAACCAUUUCCUGAACGUGGGUCUGGAAGCUCACAUGUACGCCUCUCAGUGGUUCCUCACCCUCUUCACAGCCAAGUUCCCUCUUUACAUGGUCUUCCAUAUCAUCGACCUGCUACUGUGUGAGGGCAUCAGCGUGAUCUUCAAUGUAGCCUUGGCACUUCUGAAGACAUCAAAAGACGAUCUGAUCCAGACAGACUUCGAGGGGGCACUCAAGUUCUUUCGCGUCCCGGUGCCAAAGAGGUACCGCUCUGAGGAAAAUGCAAAGAAGCUGAUGGAGCUGGCCUGUAGCAUAAAGAUCAGCCAGAAGAAGCUGAAGAAAUAUGAGAAGGAGUAUCACACCAUCAGGGAGCAGCAGGAGCAGCAGGAGGCCCCGAUCGAGAGAUACGAGAGGGAGAACCGACGUUUGCAAGAGGCGAACAUGCGUCUGGAGCAGGAGAACGACGACCUGGCCCACGAGCUCGUCAGCAGCAAGAUAGCUCUGCGUAAAGACCUUGACAACGCCGAGGAAAAGGCAGACGCCCUGAACAAAGAGUUGCUGCUGACUAAACAGAAGCUUGUGGACUCUGAGGACGAGAAGAGGCGACUGGAGGAAGAGUCUGCACAGCUGAAAGAGAUGUGCCGACGAGAGCUUGAUAAGUCUGAAUCAGAGAUUAAGAAGAAUGGCUCCAUCAUUGGAGAAUAUAAGCAGAUCUGCUCCCAGCUGAGCGAAAGACUGGAGAAACAACAGACAUCCACCCGAGGAGAGCUGGAGAAAAUCAGGUCCAAAGUGGAAGGCUGUGAGAAGUGCAGCAGUCUCUUCAACAAAGAGGGUCGUGUGCGGGCCCCUGUGUCCACGGCGCCCGGCGGAGGGAGUGAGGAGACCGACGAGGAGAAGGAGGGUUUGAAGAACCAGCUGAGGGAGAUGGAGCUGGAGCUCGCUCAGACCAAACUGCAGCUGGUGGAGGCUGAGUGCAAAAUCCAGGACCUGGAGCAUCACUUGGGUCUGGCCCUCAACGAGGUCACGGCCGCCAAGAAGACCUGGUUCAACCGAACGCUCAGCUCCAUCAAAACCGUCACUGGGACCCAGGGGAAGGAGACCACCUAACCUGAACCCCCCCCCUCCCCCAUCCAGCCAGUUUUACCAACCGUGUGCGGAGCUCAGAGCGACUCACCACACUGAAAAACGCCUAAUCCUAACUGGGCCAUAUUUAACUUGAACACUGACAAUUUAAACCCAGGACGAUCAUUAACUACAGACUGUGUUACCUAACAAAAAUGUUCUCGUUCCCCCCCCCCGUUCCCUCGCCCACUGAUCUAAUCAACCAUUUUCUCGCCUUCCUCACCCCGAAUGACCUCAGCCGACCGUGCUGAUGAGAAGGGGUUUGGAAAAAAACACAAGAUAAAGAACGACGGUACCAUCGUCCCCGGAGGAAUCGACGAGAAAAGCGUUUAGAAAAUUGGAGGAUUGCUUCAUUGAUUUCUGUCUUUGUACUGCUGAUAUUAAAAAAGUGGCAGAAGGAAGGUAGGACACCUGGACUGACACUGUCCUCACAGGACAGAGAGAAACACACCCCGUCCUCCCUGACUCUUCUGCAUGCUCCCCUCGAAACUACUGGCACAAACAAACCAGUCCCUGUCAAAUGUUUGUUUUUCGGUACGAGAGCUAAAAUAGGCCUUUUCAAAACUGAGCUUUUUCUAAUUUACGUUGAACAAAACCUUUUUUUUUUCUAUGUAUGUUUAUGAAUGUGCUUAUGUAAAGAGAAUGUGUGUGUGUGUGUGUGUGUGCGCGCUUGUGUGUGUUUGUGUACAAGUGCACAUGUUUUAUUGUUUUAUGUUCUUUGUGUGUUUGCGGCUGAAAAAAAGAAACAUGUUUGAGUGAUAAUUAAUUGACUGAAAUAACAUUAAGCUGUGUGUGAAGGAGAAACAGAGCGUAAGUCCAAGGGAAAGAAAAAGCACUAAGGUAACGAGUGUGUGUGUGAGCGCAUGUGAGGGAGAACAGUUCCCACCCCCCAACGUUGUGUAGUUUCCUUAAAUGUCCAAGUGUGUUUUAUGAAGGAAGCUAAAGAGACGUUUGCUGACGAAGCCUUGAUCUGAAGGUCGAUAAAAGAUACGAGCUGAGAUGAAAAUGUAAUUUACAAGUUAUAAAAAACAGGCAGAAGCUUAAAAGCUGUUAAGUGACUAAAGAGCAACAGCCUAUAUGUCCUCCCAUCAAAUUUCAGACGUGAAACUUGCUCAAGGUUUUUGAUUGGUUCGGAUCUUCCAGCACAAAGAAACUUAAAAAGCUCCAAAUCAGGAAAACCUCUGCAUGUUUCACACCGAAUGUGUCUGUAUGUGAGAAACCCAGAAUGAAGCGAUGAUUGUUAGAAACCAUGAACACGGCUGAGAGGAGUGUAGAGUCAAAGAUGGAAAACACACACACACACACAGAACAUUGCAAUUCCGUUAUUGAACACACCUCCCUCUUCGCCUCUCUCUCUCUGUGGGCGCCAGCUGCUCCGCGACCUUUGACCUGAACUGUCACGGCCAUGUUUGAUAUAUUGUCGAGCCGUGUGACAUGUUGUGCUGUUGUAUUACAACAGUUUUCCCCAUGCACUCAGACCACUGGGUUCCGUUUGAGCACCACACACAAGCACUGAAUUACAAACACAUGCAGAACACUCGGCGGCCCUUUCAUUCAGAAGGAUCCCACAAACACGCAGACGUGAUCGAGACGUGGGGUGAUUUAUUGUGAAAAAAGCAGGAAGACAUGAUCUGAAAGAUGGUUUUGACUGCGAGGAAAACAGAAACAUUGUGGUCACUAAAUUAAAAAACAAUGUAAGACGAAGGACAUGAGGACACAGAUAAGAAUUGUUGAAUAUUGGCUUAACUUAAAGGUUCAGUGUGUAGAAUCUUCUGACAUCUUGUGGUGGAGUUACGUGUUGCAGCUGAACACCCCCCACCUCACCCUCACCUGUGGAAACCUUCAGUUGUCAUAACACUAAAAAAUGUGUUAAGUUUGUCCAGUUUGAGCUACUCUAAAAAAAACAUGGUGGCCUCCGUAGAGAGGACCCGCUCCUGAUGUAAAUAUAAAGUAUUUAAAUAUAAAGGGCUCAUUCAAGGGUAAAGAAAACAUCGAUAAGAUUAUUUUAUAUAAUCAAUUUCAGCCAAUAGAUCCCUUUCACCUAAAUCUUACACACUGGACCUUUAAGUUGCUCAAAUCUAUUUCAGAAUGUAGGCCAUAACAGGCAGGUGAUAGAUAAAUACAAACUUCUACAAUAUGAAACCACUUGUAGUUCCUGAUGUCACUUGCUGAGAUGUGGUCAGAUGUGGCUUUAAAUGCUUGAAUCCCUGUUUUGACUGUUGGGUAGAAGCAGGAGUGAGGAGCGUGCCCUGGUUUGUUAACAUCACUGGAAUUUCCACAGUGUCUGUCCCCGUCCUGUCGAGUCCCCUCUCGGUCGUGUGACUCGUCAUCCGGAGACGGAUCCAGGAACAUGACAGGAACCCGUGUUCGUUCCAGCUGAGCGCCCUCCACUCAGCGGAGCAGGUUUGGAACGAGGUGGAACAGGGGCACUACGGCGAGGGGACGGCUCCCAGGAGACAAACCUGCAGGAAUCGAUCGACUUUAUAUCGAACCACAAAUAAAAUCUCUGUAAAACAUUUCCAAAAACUUCACGCUUCGAAGAAUUCAACGUGUUACGGGAAAACUCUAUGUUUUUGGCCACUGAGUGCGUGUGUUUGUGUGUGUGUGUGUGUUACACCCGACAUGUAAUUCUGCACCUAAAGCCUGAGUUACACCAUCAGUCAGUCUUUCAGUGUAAUGUCCUCUGAGGUCACAGCAGGGGUCCAUCUAACAACCUCUAAAUCAGGCCAAAGGGAACAUGGGGAGGGGCUCUGCAGGUUUAUAAGUGCUUGUGUGUGGGGGGGUCGUUUUUAGGAAUUAUUUCCUUCAGCCUAAAAUGAGUCUUUACUGUAAAUUGCAUCAGGUGGAAUGUGAUUGGCUGGAAUCUACUUGUGAAAAGUCCCCGAUGAGACGAGAGAGAAGCUGAGGAGUGGUUCCUCGGAAGGCACUGGGUUGUACAUAACAAACAUUUAAAAUACUGAGUUUUUUGUUGAUGAUUUUUUACUCUGUAACUUUAACUAAUGUCGCCUCCUCGUACCGACCUACCUGCUGCCGUGCUACCGUUUAAUCCACAGCUACGUUUUGGGUUUUUUAACGUUUUGGUUUUCCGCUCCAGGCUCCUCGGCCUCACUGCUGUUUGGUUAUAUUAAAAUGCCAAAACGUAGCUUUAUCAUCCAGCAACAGAAACAACAUUAUCAAUGUGUGGAACUUGUAAUAGAGUAGGAUGCAUUGUGUAUACUACAUGGAUUUCAAUAUAAAGAUAUCGACACAAAA